This is a messenger RNA of Thunnus maccoyii (southern bluefin tuna), 4592 nucleotides long. RefSeq names its product coiled-coil domain containing 180 (gene ccdc180). The transcript is spliced from 37 exons. Bases 286 to 4545 code for a protein of 1419 amino acids. Lineage: Eukaryota; Metazoa; Chordata; Actinopteri; Scombriformes; Scombridae. The record is from RefSeq and is a predicted model, not a curated record.
AACAAACCUCCGACCCGAGGAACCAACCUCCGACCCGAGGAACCAACCUCCGACCCGGGGAACCGACCUCCGACCCGGGGAACAAACCAACCUCCGACCCGGGGAACAAACCUCCGACCCGAGGAACCAACCUCCGACCCGGGGAACAAACCUCCGACCCGAGGAACCAACCUCCGACCCGGGGAACAAACCUCCGACCCGAGGAACCGACCUCCGACCCGGGGAACACUCCAACCCGACCCGGGGAACACCCUGGGCUAGAGGGUCCGGACCAGCGUCAGCAGCAUGUGUGACAGCAGAGAGGUUCCGAGCGGGAAGGUGUACCGGCAGCUGUUUGACGCUCAGGUUCAGCUGUCCAGAUCGCUGCUGGCUGGACGCAAAGACACGAGGACAGACUGUCUGUCUGCUGAACACAGCGACACACACUGCAGCACAGCCAGCAGGUUGUUGUGUUUGUCCAGCAGGGGGCAGCAGGUGGAUGAUGAUGAUGAUGAUGAUGAUGAUGCCAUAAAUGAUGUCAGCAGACUUCCUGACACUGUGGUGGUCGAUUGUCCAAGCUCUGACAUCAUCGAACGACUGACGCAGAAGAAAAACAAAAAACACAAAGAAGCUGUGAAACAGCUGGAUGCAGAGCUGACAGCACUCACACAGGUGUGUGAGACUCAGGUGAAGGCCAUCAGCAUGGACCUGCUGUCCUCUCUGCAGGACGUGAACCUCAGAUUGGACACCCUGAAGGUCAGAAUGGAGCAGCUGGAACACGUCAGUCUGCAGGAGCUGUGUGGUCUCUGGGAGGAGGUGGAGGAGGAGGUGAAGCUGAAGAAGAUCAGGAUCAUGGAGCUGAACCACAAACUGACUGAAUGUGAAACACAACGAAGCAACAAGAUCAGAGCUGUCCUCAGGAUGUACUGCCACCUGCUGGAGAAGAUCAGCUCCCAGCCGCCCGCUGACAUCCACAGUCUGAUCCACAGCGAGGCCACGAUGCUGAAUCAGUCCCUGCUGGCUAACCGACGCAGCGCAGCUCGCCUCCUGCUGCUCCUCCAGGAGGAGAACCUGCAGCAGGAGUCACUCCUCCAUCUGCACUGGGAAGACUGUCUGAACCGCUGGAGGAGGAGCAGAGUCAGCCAGGUCAUAGACAAGUUCAGGAGUCUGUGUGGUGCAGAUGUGGAGCAGCAGCUGAUCUCAGAGCAGCAGAUGAUUCAGGAGAUGAGACAAACUCAGCAUCAGCUGACUGAACAACGCUGUGACAUCAUCUAUAAGAUCAGCCUCCUGGUCCCGCCCUCCUGCUCCACGGCUCUGGUCUGUGAUUGGUUCAACCAGCUGACAGCUGUCAAUCAACAGAUCGACAGUCUUUACACUGACUUCCUCCACCAGCUGCGUUGCAGAUGUGAGCAGGUGUGGCAGGAUCGUCUGGCAGAGGUGCAGCGCUGUGAGGAGGCGCUCUCAGCUCUGCAGCUGUCGGAGGAGGAGGUGACGGACGUCGUCAGCUCUCAGCUCCUCACUCUGAUUGGACAAAGCCAGAGACGGGAUGAAGAGCGAUUGGCUGCUUUAGACCUGUGGGCGGAGUCUGUGUCCCGUGCGUCGGUCCGUCUCAGCAGGUGUGUGUUUGUUGUGAUGCGAGCAGCAGCGUUGCUAUGGGAGACGCACCGCCGCAGCCUGGAGAGCAGAGAAGAAGACGUCCAGAGACGCCUGGACGAGCUCAGACGCUCACAGGAACAGCACGUACAGAGGAAGAAGGUGCGUCUGGACGACCUGCUGGGAGGACUGCGACAGGAGAGCAGCGAGGACGCUCUGAGGACGACGCUGGACACGACGGUCCGCUACCUGCAGGACAUCAAACACAGCUGCAGUCAGUGUGUCUCUGAUCAGUGGGAGGUGUUGGAUCGUCUCCCGUCUGUGUUUCUGGAGCAGCUCCUCUCCUACAGCAGCAGCCUCAGCUCCUUCUACCGCCUUAGCAGCACUUACACACCGUAUCAACAGAGUCCUGUUUGUCCUCAGAGUCCAGAAGAACUGCAGAACCUCCACCUGCCGUCCAGUAACACCAGUAACACCAGUAACACCAGCAGCCCUGACGGCGGCAGAACGACAGAUCCAGAGGAGAUGACAGAGAAACGUCCAAUCAGCUGUCAGAAUGAUAUAGACCCCGCCCAGCCCUCACAGGAUUGGCUGGCUGAGGCUGAGUCCUCUCUGCUGGAGCUCUAUGACAUCACCACCUAUGUCACGUUUACAUCAUCCAGGGGCGUGGCCUACACCGGCCCCGCCUUUAGAUGCCCCGCCCCCAACCUGCUGGACGACCUGCAGCAGGAAACACACGAGAACCUGUUUCCUGUGGAGCAUGUCACACUUGCACUGAGCAGGACACGGACUCUGUUCUUGGAUCACCUGGAACAGCGUUUCCAUGACGUCCUCAGCUCAGCUGUUGCCAUGGUAACAGACAGGAAGGAGGCGGUGCGUUUGGACCAGGAGCUCCAACUGAAGCAGCUCGACCCCCAAAACAUCCAGAACCACAUAUACCUGCCCCGCCUGGCUGAGCUGCAGCUCCACAGGCAGCGUGUGGACGAUCACUGUCAGCUGCUGGUGGACGUGUUGUCGUCCUGCAGGUCGGAGCUGCAGCAGCUGCAGACGACCAUCAGCAGGAAAAACCACAAGUUCACCAUCAGUCUGUCCAACAUGGAGGACGACGUCCUGACAGCCGACUGCAGCCAGAGUCUGGAGGCUCUUAGAUCCACCCUGCAGGACUGUGUGGAUCAUCAUAUCAAACAGACCCAGCGCAGUCAGACGUCCUUCAGACAGACGGUUCGGGUCCGACUGGAGGAUCUCAGACACAGAACGACUCGACUCCUGGACUCCUUCAGGCUGUUCAGUGAAGGAGGAGACUUUGCUCCUCAGGAGGUGAAGCUGUUCACCAGACGACUGAAGGAGGAAACCAGACAGCUGAGUGUGACGGAGGAGUUGAUCUACAGCCAGCUGGAGACCUUCGAGUCCAACAGUUUACAGCAGGUGAACGAGGCGUCGAGUCGCUUCGAGGAGAAACUUUCUCUGCUGCAGUCUGAGCUGAAAUUCACCGAGAAGAUCCAGAAAAUCAGCAGCAGCACACGAGUCCACAUCAAGGCUGAGGCCGUCAGCAGUAAUCAGCAUCAGUCACAGAUCAGCAGCAGGUUGGAAGAUCUGAGGAGGAUGAUGGACGACACACAGGUGUCUCCAGAUCAGGUUUGUUUAUUCUUGUCAUCAGUCAGUGGAGAACUCAGGAAGCGUUGUCACUACCUGGAUUUAUCAUUGGUGUCAGCUUGUCCUACAUCCAGGAAGCAGGUGCGGUCGGCUCCGCCCCCUGGUUUACUGCAGCCCUGCAGGUCAGGAGUGGACUUCCUGGAUGACCCUGCUGUAGGCGUGGUCAAGUCCCUGAACAGACUGUGCGUCCUGCAGCAGCAGUCAGCAGACAGACAGCCGACAGCUGCAGCUGCAGGUAAACUGCUCACUGACAGAAUAACUCCAGGACAGAAUCCUGUUCAACGUCUUCAACAGAGAAGCAUCGAGUCUGCCGGCGCUCAGAGUGUGAAGAGGGGCUGCAGGUCCAUCAGGAUGGAGAAAAGGUUCCAGAUAUUUGGACCCAAACCAGACGACUCAGAGCAGAACUCAGACUCCUUCAGCUCCAUCGUCAACUCGCUGCUCUGGAAGGCCAAUGAUGUGCUCCUGCUGGUUGCCGAGGAGUUCUACCAGACCGAGCGCUGCGUUCUCAGCAGGUUCCACCUGGUUCCUGACUGUCUGGACCAAUGGGCUGAGAGCAUGCAGCAGAGGCUGCUGGGAUACCAAGAACAGGCCAAGAGGUUUCUGAGCACGAGCAGAGAGGAGUUGGUCGACCAGCUAUGUGUGUUGGAGGAGAUGCUGCGUUCACUGCCCUCAGUUUUGAUCUGUAACUAUGAGCAACAGCAGGAGGCGGAGCUAAGAAAUGAGGUGGGCGGAGUCAGAGAGAAGCUGGAGGAGACGAUGGCGGCCAGCGAGGAGGAGAAGACGCUGAACGUCCGUCAGCUGCGAGCGUCUCUCAGCGAGGACGAGCUUCACUCUCUGACCAGCAGGGAGGAGCUCCGUCAGCAGCGGCUGCACGGCGCCAUCUGCUGCUCACACCUGGACCUGCAGGAGCGUGUGACAGUCCGAGGGGCGGAGUUUGUGACAUCACUGACCGCUUUCACAGAGAACCUGCUCCAUCAGCUGGAUCACCUGAUCACACCUGGAGAAACCAAGGCAGUAUCACAACAGCACUCUGAACACAGUGCCGUUACCAUGGAGACGAGCAGCAGGACCUGGUCUGGUACACCGCACCUGUCGCCCCCCAACAACAGCACCGCUGACUUGCCAGCAUCUGUUACCAUGGCAACCACAGCAUCCCUGGCUGUUAUAGAGCAGAGAGACGCUGCUGUAAAGAGGUUCGAGCAGUUGUUGAUGUCAGAGUUGUCACAUUCAGACUCCGACAAACAAAGACGACUGAGAGACCUACAGAGCUGGAACACACACUGGAGACAGCAGAUACACACUCUGACACACACACACUAACACACACACACACACACACACUAACACACACACACACACACACUGGA